Molecule: messenger RNA, 2660 nt
Organism: Brienomyrus brachyistius
Lineage: Eukaryota; Metazoa; Chordata; Actinopteri; Osteoglossiformes; Mormyridae
Product: ubiquitin carboxyl-terminal hydrolase 37-like
Exons: 8
Coding region: 1-1092 (363 amino acids)
Biological process (GO): G1/S transition of mitotic cell cycle; protein deubiquitination
Cellular component (GO): cytosol; nucleus
Molecular function (GO): cysteine-type endopeptidase activity; cysteine-type deubiquitinase activity
Source: RefSeq, a predicted model, not a curated record
AUGGCUGAAACGUGUCGAGAGCAAAGGAGAGGCAGUGCCCCAGUUUUCACUUUUUCAUACCUGAACUCUCUGCUCACGGUGGCAGUUUGGGCUGUUCUAGCUCCGACGAAGACGGAUGGUUGUCUGGUGACUACAGGGACUCUGGAGACAGCAGUGCACUCGCAAGCCGCCAAAGCCCCAGCCUCACCAUUGCUGACUCGGAGUCAGACAUCUGGCGUCUUCUCGACUGAUAGUAGUGUAGAGGAGCACCAGUCCCCUCUGGGGGUGACACAAGACACCCCCCCACUAGGGGACCUGAAUGAUCCAAGAAGGUUCCCCAAAUGGCCGACUCCAUUCUUCAUGGGGGAUAGGGGUGAUGCAGCAGAGGGAGAGCACCAGCGGCUGGUCUGCCUUGGGCUACCAAACCUUGGGCAGACCUGCUACAUGAACGCCACCCUGCAGUGUCUGUUCCACCUGCCGUCCUUCUGCGAGGACAUCAGUAGGCAGGAGGAAUACUGGCGGCUGGUCCCGUCUGCUGACCUGUUGAGAUAUUUCACCGAUCUGGCUUCCGCCCAUGGGUCAAGUGGAAAGCAGAAGACUCUGCUGAAACAUCUACUUCCCAAGGUGUCGUGCCAUUUUGACGAAGACGAGCAGAAUGACGCCCAUGAGCUUUUCGGCUGCCUGAUGUCCAGGAUCAGUGAGCUGGGAAACUUAAUCCAGGCCCGGAUGAGGACAACCAUGUACACCUGUCCGGUGGGAGGAAACAUGGGCUUUCAGAUGCUGUGCCAGAAGACUUGUGCCAGCUGUGGAGUACAGUCCACCAGGACGGAGGACUUCAAUCAUCUGUCCUUGGACGUCAUCCCAUAUGUCUCAGUUGUCCUCGUCCUGCACUUCAAGAGAUUCAGCUAUACCCCACAGUAUGAGCUGAAGAAAGUGUGGGACCCAGUUCUCCUCUGUAGGGAGAUCACCCUACUCCCCCACUUCAGGGAGAUCUCCCAGGUCACAGAGAGGCCCCAGUCAGCUGACCCUGAGGAGCCUCAUCUGAAGGAUGCCGAAACCACACAAGAGGCACACGCGUACGUUAUCUGCAUAGAGAUGUACAGUAAAUGCUAAAAUUAGAGCAGACUCAUCAUACACAUUCUGAAUUCUUUAAAUAAACGGGAAAUGCUGUAAAUAGACAAACGGUCCCUAUAAACACCCAUGCACGCGUAUGGACAAUAGUCUGAUUGUAUGGAUCCCGUUCCAGGGCAUGUCCCUAGGAUGCCAGGUAGCGGUAACGUAGGACUUGUGGAGGAGGAGAGCCAUACCCUAUGCCACAAUUUACCUACAGUGGACUCACCAAAACCUGCCUGGGCUCAAGCACGUAAUGGGCUACAGUUUCUCAAAGGAAUACUGUCAGAGCAGUCUGUGUGCACUGGUGCACACCUUCACAUGACAGUUCCGUUAUUCAUCAUUAUAAUACACUGUGCUAUGCAGCAAAGUAUGUAGAGGGAUUUACUAGAGUUAAACAAUCUCAAGGUGGUAAAUUUAGAGUCUAAAAUUUAAUGUUAUCCUGUUGCUGUUCUUCCUUGAUCACAUUUGCAUUUAUUUAGAUUUGAAAAUGUCAGUAUCUAAAAAAAAGCAUUUAAAAAUGUUUAUUAUGCAUGAAAUGUAGAUAAGUUUAGGAGGGCAUUUGAAACUGGUAGCCCUUCGUAUGGUUCAGUACCCGAGAAGUAGCUCUCAGUUUCAAAAAGGUUGGUGACCCCUGCAUUAGACUCAUAGAAAUGGAAAGAUGCAAAUAAAGGAAUAGACAUUGAAGAAGUUUGUGUGUUGUGUGUAUAAAGCAGUUUAUGAAUAAUCUUAGCUGGCGCAUUAUGUAGAAGAUGCUUGAGACACACUUCAAAAUUACUGUACUAUCAUCCCAGUAAUCUUACGUGUGAAAACAGAUUUGUGCUACAUAAAUCUUUUGGUGGUUUGUUGUCAAUAUAUGUAAAAAUGGAUUGAUAUAUCAAUGCAGCCAUGUAAUAUUAUAAAGAAAAAUAACUGAUUAUUGUGGGUGCCUCUGCAUGAAACUUUAAAAUAAUGAAGAUUUUAAUAUCUAGAGGAAAUCGGCAUUAAAUUUGGGCUCAUUUAGGCCUAUAGUGUGUAAAUAACACUAUAUUUCUUGCUUACUUCAUUUUUGCUUUUUCCAGCCAUCAUCUGUCUUCCAACAGUUUCUUAACCCCAAUACAAAAUCUAACCCUAAAAAAAAAAAUCAGCGAGUCAUACUGCCACCUACUGUGCUGGAGUUAUCAUUACAGAAAUCUAUACCUAAGCCUGUUUUGCAAAUCAGCUACAUACAUACCAAAGAUUUUCCUAUAAUGCCAACUGUAGCAUCUCCCCAAAAGAUGCUCAAGACUUGACUGAUGGUUUUAUUGUUGUGAAAUCUUUGAGUUAAUCAACCAAUAACCCAAUCAACCAACGUAAGAGCUGGACAGAGCACAAGAAAAAUGCAUUACCUUUAUAGACAGUGUCAUGUAACGUAGCAUAUUACCAACUUAGUAAAAGAGUUCAGUCAGAAUCACCUCAAACAAAACACUAACAUACAUUAACCGUGCCUUUUCAUGAACACUAACCUUGUGCCGUUUCGGAGGGUGUAAAUCAUUCUAUUUCAGCUUAUUUCUUAUCUCCUUUUCUUCACCUUCGCUCAAUAUCCCCUUUUU